Setaria italica (foxtail millet) is the source of this 1866-nucleotide messenger RNA. RefSeq names its product serine/threonine-protein kinase GRIK1. The transcript is spliced from 12 exons. Gene Ontology annotation, molecular function: ATP binding; protein serine/threonine kinase activity. Lineage: Eukaryota; Viridiplantae; Streptophyta; Magnoliopsida; Poales; Poaceae. The record is from RefSeq and is a predicted model, not a curated record. Gene Ontology annotation, cellular component: cytoplasm. Bases 232 to 1512 code for a protein of 426 amino acids. Gene Ontology annotation, biological process: intracellular signal transduction; protein phosphorylation.
CCCUAUUUCCUGCUCUUUUUUUUCCUCCCUCCCACGCAUUCUCGUCUUCGCCUCUCUCUCGGGGUCUCGGCCGGCCUUUUGCUCCCGUCGACGACAGGGCGGGGCCAGUGGCGCCGCGCCGCCCGUGGCCAGUUCUUCGUCGGGCGCUUCUCCGGCGACGGGCGUCCGGUAGGGGUCCUAUACUCUGCCUCCGCCCCUGAUUCUAGGGUUUCUGGUGCCUUCUCGCUCUGAAUGGCAGACCUUACGGACAUAGGCUGCUGCAGUUGCUUUAGCUUUUUGAGGAAACCCAGUGUACCUGCACGUCAGCCUCGGGAAGCUGAUGGCAUACUAUCUGAAGAUUUGCUGAAGCGCCAAUCAGCUGAAGAUCCUGAUGGGAGUUUCUACACUGGAGACGAUCCUGAUGUAAGCUUUUACAAUGGGGAUGAUCUUGAUCGAAGCUUCUACAAUGGGGAUGAUCCUGAUAGGAGCUUCUAUGAUAGAGAUGAUGCUGAGUAUCUUCAUGGAAGUGAUGAUGGACCACCGAGGAAGACUUCUGAAGAUAUUAUACAGUCAAGAGCUCAAAAUGGCUUUGCAUGUAGAGAGAUCCCAGUUAAAGAGACUAAAAAAGUAUUCCGCUCAGAGGAUGAAAAUGGUUAUAAGAUGGUCAAUCAGUAUGUCCAUUUGGGAAAGAUUGGUUCUGGAAGCUAUGGCAAAGUGGUUCUAUACAGAAACAUUAAAGAUGGGAAGCUAUAUGCAGUGAAGGUUCUGAAUAAGCCCUACAUGAUGAAAAUACGUGUUGUACGAUCAGAAACUGCCAUGACAGAUGUUCUUCGUGAGGUAUCCAUAAUGAAAAUGUUGAAUCACCCCAAUAUUGUAAAUCUUGUUGAGGUGAUUGAUGACCCAAACAUAGAUAAAUUCUACAUGGUUCUUGAGUAUGUUGAAGGAAAAAUGGUUUGUGAUAACGGUUUAGAAGAAGCUACUGCAAGAAAUUAUUUGCGAGACAUAAUAUCUGGUCUUAUGUAUCUUCACUCUCAUAAUGUUAUUCAUGGUGACAUUAAACCAGACAAUCUCUUGGUUACCAGUACUGGCAAUGUGAAGAUAGGAGAUUUCAGUGUAAGCCAGGUUUUUGAGGAUGAUGAUGAUAUGCUUUGGAGAUCUCCUGGCACUCCUGUUUUCACUGCACCAGAGUGCUGUCAAGGUUCAGCCUACCAUGGUCGGGCAUCUGAUACAUGGGCAGUUGGUGUAACUUUAUAUUGUAUGAUUUCUGGGCAAUAUCCAUUUCUUGGAGAUACAUUGCAGGAAACUUAUGAUAAGAUUGCCAAUGAUCCUGUGCAAAUACCUGACGACAUGAACCCCCAACUUGCUGAUUUGCUCCAAAGGCUUCUCUGCAAAGAUCCGGGGGAUCGCAUCACCCUGCAGGCUGCGGCUGAGCAUCCUUGGGUUGCUGGGGACAAGGGGCCAGUCCCUGAAUUCUUCUGUAGAUGUGGCUUUGGCCGCAGGAAGAGGAAUGAUUUUCGGGAAGAAGUGCAAUAACAGAGAUGGUCUAAAGGUCUAGUGUAGAUAAUUGAUGAGGUGUUGCAAAACAAAGCCCUGACGAUACGCUUCUCCGUUGUCUUGUAUUCCCCUCUUCCAAUCGAGCUGUAGGUGCUCGACUGGACAUAAUUCUUUCUUUCUUUCUUUCUUUGCUCCGGUACAGAAUAGAGUUUAACCCUAUGCGAGUAAAACCACUGCGCCGUCUCUCAAAAUUUCUCCCCCUAUAGGAUAGAUAUAGUCACAAGCCAAGAUGCCUCAAGUCCUCUGACAUUCAAAUACAGUUUCUGAACGCUGUGUGCAUUGUUUGGAAGUUGGAGCAUAUACCGUUUCUAUCUGUGACGUUCAUUCUGUCAA